UUAUUUUUAAUUUUUUCUAUAUUGAAAACAUUUAAUUUUCAGUGUUUAAAUAUUUUAAUCCCUAAAUAUCAUAUGACAGUGGAUUUUAAAUGAAAUUCAUCUCGCUUAUUUCAAGCUGAUGUUAGAACAAACAAACAAGCAAACACACGGAACAAUCUAUCCACACAAAAAAUUCAUGUAACUAAUUACUUACUUCACAUAUUAAAAACUGAAUUUUGAAUUUAACAAAACACAAAUUCACAAUGAUCACUCACCACAAUGUAACGCACAAAUUUAAAUCAUCCUCCAAUUAUUUAACAUGUAACAUAUAUUUUCUUAUAUUUUUAAAUUUAACUUUUGUAUUUCAUUUAAUAACAUGCUCAACUGGACAUGAAAUUCGAUUACAACACAAUAAUGUUGAAGAAGGAGAUGGGGAAGAAUUGAAAUUUACAAUUCUUGAAGAAUUACCUAAAGGUACCAUCAUUGCAUCGAAUGCAAAAUUAGGCAAUUUAUUUACUAAUUUUAAUAAUAAUAAUCAUGAUAAUCAUAACAAUCAAAACUUUACAAAAUUACCUAGAAUAUUGAAUGUAAAAGAUCCAGGUGUCCGAUGUUUCGAUUUCAAAUGGAUUCCAUUUGAUAAACAUGGCGAUUUGAAUGAAUUACAAUUGAUUGUCAGCGAUCGGAUUGAUCGAGAGAUGAUCUGUCCAUUGAAAACACAUGAAUUAAGUAGUACUAGUAGUAGUACUAGUAGUACUGGUAGUAGUAACAAUAAUAAUCUUGCACUACAUCCUGUAAAUAACCAACUCCUCCUUGAUUAUGAACUAGCCCAUUCAUCAAACAAUGUACAAAAUCCGCAUCAUGAUUGUAUAGUCACGUUAAGAAUAGCAAUAUUUACCAAUAAUUUACAAAAAAUCUAUCAAAUACACGUUAUUAUUGAAGAUAUCAAUGAUAAUGCCCCUCAGUGGACAAUCAAUAAAUUGACCUUGAAUUUUCAUGAUGAUGACCCGCCUGGGACGAAACAAUCCAUCCCAUUGGCUAAAGAUAUGGAUAUUGGGAUGAAUGCAAAAAUCAAUUAUCAAUUAUUGAAUUCUGAUACACAUUUAAACAAUAACAAUAAUAAUAAUAAUAUGCAUUCGUAUCUUUUGAAUGAACCGAAUCAUUUAAAACUACGCGCUACCGAUAUGUUUGAAUUAAUCACAGAAAAAGUGAAUUUAAAUCAUUUCAACGAUGAACGUUUAUUUUUAACAGCACGACAUACACUUGAUCGUGAAUCAACACCACAAGGUUGGGAUUUAAUUUUAUUAGCUAGUAAUAAUAAUAAUAAUAAUAACGACGAUUUACCAUCAUCAAUGAGUAGUCGCUUAUUAAUUCACAUCAAUCUUAUUGACGUGAAUGAUAACAGCCCGAAAUUUUCACAAUCUUUAUAUAAACCUCAAUUACCAAAUCAAAAAGUCGGUUCAAUACCAGAAGAUUAUCCUGUCGGCAAAACGAUUCUACGUGUUCACGCGUCAGAUGCAGAUGAAGGUAGAAAUGCUGAAAUCACAUAUAGUUUCGCGCCAGAUCUAACAAAUCCAUUAAUACGUCAUUUCUUUGAAAUAACUAAAGAUGGUGAACUACGCGUUCUACAACCAUUGAAUGUUGACAUGAAAACACAACAACAACAACAAAGCGCCAAUAGUCCAAAUUUACCAACAUCAUUAAUGAGUUUUGAUGUGAUCGCUGUAGAUGGUGCUAUUAUGCCUUAUGCUAAAACUGGCCACGCUACCAUUCAACUAGAAAUUGAAAAUAUUGACGAUGAACCACCAGAAAUACAUAUUCAUCCUAUUCAAUCAUUACAAGAUACUACUUAUAAUACUUACUUAAAUCAUCAUCAUCAUCAACAACACCAAUCACAUGAAACAGAAAUAGCCGUCUUGGAAAAUCAAUCCCCAGGAGAAUUGAUUGCUUUAAUUGAAGUCAAAGAUCCAGAUCUAUUGACAAGUCAAAUGAGUUCACAAUGUUUACUGACUGGUCCAAAUGCUAAUAACUUUCGUUUGUCAUCAUUUCAAGAUUCAAUAAUGAACAAUGAAUAUCGUUUAUAUACAACAGUGAAAUUAGACCGGGAAAAACAAGCACAGCUAUUAUUAACAAUUGAAUGUAAAGAUUUAGCUGAUCAUAUGACAAUCAGUAAUAUUAUGAUCCACGUGUUAGAUGUCAAUGAUCAAACACCACAAUGUACUGUAUCACAUUAUCAUUUUGCCAUAUUUGAAGAUGAUAAUGAAGAUGAUGACGGCGGCGGCGGCGCCGAUUAUUACGAGAAUACCAUGACUACUACUAAUAAUCGUAGUUGGUUUACACCAGAUGGUUUAGCGUAUAUUUUAGCUAAAGAUAAUGAUAUUGGCUUGAAUAGUAAAUUAACUUAUUAUUUGCCAACAGAAUCAAUAGACACCACAGAUAAUAGUGGUAAAUUUAGUAUUAAUUCAGAAACUGGUCAACUUUAUGCAUGGGGUCCAUUUGAUCGUGAACAGAAAUCUAGUUAUACAUUUAAUAUCAUGGUCAAAGAUAAUGGACCCAUUGUACAAUUAAGUACAAAUUGUUUAAUUACUGUAAAUAUUUUAGAUAUUAAUGAUAAUCCACCGAUAUUUCAUCCGAAAUUAUCGAUUACCGGAGGUUAUUUAUUUAGUAUCGCGGAAAAUCUAUUGCCUGGUACACGUGUUGGACAAAUCGAGGCAGUGGAUUUAGAUAAUUUACCGCCUGGUUCCAUUGAAUUGACAGAAAUUUUUAAUGAUUUCGAUAAAUUCAGUUUUAAUUUAACAAAUGGAAGAGAUGAAUUUAAAGGGAUUAAACAAAAUUUCGAUAAGAAAUUAACUUAUUCAUUGAAAAAUGAACAUAAUUCCCAAGCGUUUCGUAUUGAUCCUAAAACUGGAGUUAUUAUGACUCGAACAUUAUUAGAUCGUGAACGACAAGCAACUUAUACAUUUUAUGCCUAUGUACAUGAUGGUCCAGAGAAUGGAAAAACAUUACAACACGUGACAAAUAGUACACAGAAUAAAACAAAACUCCGCCAAACAUUGAAUAAUGAGCAUCGUUCACAUACUGCUUCUAUUUUAAUUACCAUUACAAUACAAGAUGAAAAUGAUAAUGAUCCGGUGUUUAUUCGACCGAAUUCAACUAAUCAUAUGAUAUUAUUAAAUCCAACAGCUAUACCUGGACAAUCUUUAUCACAAUUAUUAGCCAUUGAUCCAGACGAAGGUUUAAAUGGACAAAUAUCUUAUGCAAUUAAAGGUGAAACAGCUGGUGUAUUAUUUAAUAUUGAUUCAAGAACUGGUUUAUUAUAUUUGGAAAGUCAAAUACCCAGGCAAUAUUUAACAAAUAAUCAGCAGCAACAACAGCGAAAUCCCAAUAUGAAUAAUAAUCACGGGAAUGAUCUAAUUUAUCCGACAUUUUUAUUAGCAUUGGAUGCAUGUGAUCAUGGUGAACCGAGACGAUGUACACAUUUCCCGAAUCUACAAAUUCAGAUUCGUAGUUCAUCAAAUAUGAUUGAUGAAAUCAAAUCCAAUGAAUAUGGUCGAAUGGAUUUAUCGAUCAGUCAACAAUCGGAUGAUACUUACAUUUCAAAAUCCAAUGCUGACUCGAUCUCAUCAUCGUCGUUGUCCGCCUCCGCCGCCUCGUCCUCAUUAUUAUCAGCCAAUUUUUUCUCAAAUGAUUACAGCGCGCCAAUGAGUUAUUUUUUCGGGAAAUAUUCACUUGGUGAAUUAUUGAUUAUUGGAUUAUCGAGUUUUUUCUCAAUCUUAGUAUUAAUCAUACUAUUUACUGUUUGUUUUGUACGACGUAGAACACAACAAAUGUUGCAAAAUAAUGAACCAAUAAAUCCAGAAUUAUUGAAGUUGAAUCAUGCCAAUACGGGGUUCAAUGUUGAAUUACAUGAAAAAAGCAAACCAUUGAAAUCACGAGCUAAGUUAUGCAACUGGUAUACUAGUGAUCAUCAUCAUCAUCAAAAUACAACAGUUAAAAAGUCAACUAUAUUAAAUCUUCUCACUGGACGAUUACAUAAAAAUAAUCGACCAGUUAACACGGACCAAGCAAAUGUCAAUAAAAUAUCAACAACAACAACACCGACACCGACACCAACAUCACAAUCAAUCAGCUGUGGCAUAUCGAUUAACCGCUCACAACCGUUGCCAGUCCCAUCAACAUCCGCUUCUGCAUCACAACAACCAAUAAUGAAUCAAUCAAGAUUAAAUUAUCCUGUAGAUUUAAUGAAUCAUUCGCGUAUUUAUCAACCGAAUACACAUUCAUCUAGACAGUAUAGUCCUUAUAGUCCAAUAUUUAUCAAUACUACUAAUAAUAUACCUACAGUACCAAAUGAUUACCAAUCAUUGGAUUGUUGGGAUAAUAACAACAGUCAACCAACAAUACAUUAUCCGAAUAAAUUUAAACAAGACAAUUUAACAAAUACGCCGCCAUUCUAUACAAAACCAUUUAAACAAUCAAUUGGUAGUACUGGUAGUACUGGUAGUGGUGCAAAAAAUUCAAAUUCUGAUUUUGCCAAUCAUAUCACAACAACAAUCUCACCAUCAUUGCCAAUGUUAUUGCAUAAUAAUAAUAAUAAUAAUAAACAAAGUCAUUUAUUGAUUGCCAAUCAUGAAAAAUCAAUAAUAGAUAAUCAAAUUUUAAUGAAUACUACUGCUAGUAAUCAUUAUAUUCAUCAUACUACUAAUAAUCAUCAUCAUUUAUCAAAUGGUAUAUCCCCAACUCAUUUAAACAAAAAUGAUCAUUUUUCAUCAAUAUUAUUAAGUCAACAACAACAACAACAAAAACAAAAUAAUAAUUUGAAAAAAAUCCCAGAAAAUUCACAAGCUUAUACAACAGGAUUGAUGAAAUCGACUUUUGUAUAACAAGCCACAGCAACAACAAACAAAAAUUAAGUGAUAACUUUUUAGACUACUUAAAAACUAAUAAUCAGUAGUAAUAGUAAUAUUGGAUAAUUUUCAAUGUGAAUCUAACAUUCCUCCCUAAUAUUGGACCAAGACAGAAAUUGAAAGCAAAUGCAGUUAAAUUUUUAUUCCUUUUUAGCUUUGUUCAGUUUUUUGAACUUUAACCUUAACUUGAUCUUGUUUUUUUUGUGUCUUUUGAUCAUAAAGUUCUUCCUUGUUCUUCUUUGUUAUUCCAGCCACACAAACACACACAUACAAACACACAGAGAGAGCAGUAUACAUGUAGAAUAAUUAUCAAUUUGUUUGUAAUCAAAGAAAAAAGUAAUAUAUAAAGAAUUUAUUAAUAUUAAUCGAUAUUAAA
Messenger RNA from Schistosoma turkestanicum, 5256 nucleotides. The record is from the annotation of a GenBank genome assembly. Lineage: Eukaryota; Metazoa; Platyhelminthes; Trematoda; Strigeidida; Schistosomatidae.